UUGACGGCAAGGACUUUUUUACAUGAAUAUUUUUGCCAUGCCGAAUCACAAGCGGUUGUUUCCCUUUUUCGAGGGCAUAAUUCAGUGGGACUUUCAUGCUCUGAAAGCUUUCAGAUAAAGCAGUGCGAAGAUAUCGAUGAGUGUAAGAAAUUUGCGGGGCAUGUUUGCUCACUACACGCUACUUGUGAGAAUACAUACGGCUCAUUUAAAUGUCUGUGCAAGGAUGGCUUUGCGAUUGCGAAGGAUGCUCGGAACUGUGAUGGUAAGUUCGAGCAAACUUAUUAUCCGGAACAGCUUGCUUCUGGAAAAAAAAAACUUCCAGAUAUUGAUGAAUGUAGCCUGGGCAUUGCAAAUUGCGCUCAAAAAUGUGUCAACAUACCGGGAAGUUAUCAGUGCAUUUGCGAGCGUGGCUAUCGUCUCGGUGCAGAUGGCAUCACUUGCGAAGACAUUAAUGAGUGCACCCUUUGGGCUGGCUCAGGUGAUGAUCUUUGCAUGGGCAGUUGCGUGAAUACACCUGGUUCUUAUCGAUGCCAGUGCCCUGCCGGUUAUGAAAUACAGUCAGACGGUAGGACAUGUAAAGAUAUUGAUGAAUGCGCGAAAGGGCAGUGCCAAGGUAAUGAUCAAAUAUGUGUGAAUACACUGGGGAGCUUCAAGUGUCACAUAAUAAAUUGCCCAACAAAUUAUGUCCACGAUAAGAAUUACAAAAACCGCUGUAACCGAGUGCGCCGCUUGUGCGAUUCAUUAACUGAAGAGGAAUGUAAAAAUCAUCCAGUUCGUAUCAGCUGGGAGUUUACAUCGAUACCUAGACAAGAGCCAAUAUCAUCCAGACGAACAUCGAUCACUCUGUUCACGGUCCGCGGUCCGACCUCACCAUCCAGUAGUGUCCAGUUUGAGUUAAAACUAAAAGACGCUAUACCAGAGAAAUACUACGUGUUGCCAGCAGUUCGAAGUAAUUUUCUGUUGCAAAAGGGUGAGGAACGGAAUGCGGCGGUGAUCGCUCUUAGGGAUUCGUUGGAUGGCCCACAGGAAAUCAUCUUAGAACUCAUUUUGAGGCUUAGCAUUGAUGGUAUAUUCCAAAGCAAAUACAUUGCUAACUUAGUGAUCAACGUUGCAGCGCAUCGUAGACAGCGAAUAACGCCUCUUUCAGACAGUUUCAACGUUAUGAGUUGCAGUGUGGUGGACGAUGGCUAUUCAUGUCUGAAACAGUGCCAUCCAGGUGACCCAACCUGUAUCAGUAAUCACACGCGAGAGAUAUUGUAUCAGUUUCGAGGCUUACCAUCUACCAAACAUAUUAGGCACCCCAUCGAGGUUUCUCGUGUACGAACGCAGAUGGAUACGCCAUUUUCAGUAGAAUACAGGAUAGAUAAGGCAAACAGAGACAAGUUUGCGGUACAACAGGAUCGAAACAUAGGAAUUGUGAAAUUGACAGCGCCAUUGUGGGGGCCGACAACCGAACUGGUACGAUUGCACAUUAACACCUACUCACGAUCUCGUGUACUCCUUGCGCACAAUGUCGCUCUUAUAACUAUAUAUGUUUCACCGUACACAUUUUAA
Messenger RNA from Gongylonema pulchrum, 1554 nucleotides. Lineage: Eukaryota; Metazoa; Nematoda; Chromadorea; Rhabditida; Gongylonematidae. The record is from the annotation of a GenBank genome assembly.